This is a messenger RNA of Exophiala spinifera, 207 nucleotides long. RefSeq names its product protein translocase SEC61 complex gamma subunit, archaeal and eukaryotic. Gene Ontology annotation, biological process: post-translational protein targeting to membrane, translocation; protein targeting. Gene Ontology annotation, cellular component: Ssh1 translocon complex; membrane. The record is from RefSeq and is a predicted model, not a curated record. The transcript has 3 exons. Gene Ontology annotation, molecular function: transmembrane protein transporter activity. The coding region runs from base 1 to 207 and encodes 68 amino acids. Lineage: Eukaryota; Fungi; Ascomycota; Eurotiomycetes; Chaetothyriales; Herpotrichiellaceae.
AUGUCAGACCUUCUGCAAGAGAUGGCCGAUGUGCCAAAGGACUUUUUCAAGGAUGGAACACAGUUCAUCAACAGAUGCACCAAGCCCGACCGGAGAGAAUUCAUCAAGAUCUCGCAAGCGGUGGGCAUGGGUUUCUUGAUCAUGGGAGCGAUCGGCUACUUCAUCAAGCUGAUACACAUCCCCGUCAACAACGUAUUAGUAGGAUGA